This is a messenger RNA of Melozone crissalis (California towhee), 1764 nucleotides long. It is a transcript of the gene SLC13A2, whose product is annotated as solute carrier family 13 member 2. The transcript is spliced from 12 exons. Gene Ontology annotation, biological process: monoatomic anion transmembrane transport. The coding region runs from base 1 to 1764 and encodes 587 amino acids. Gene Ontology annotation, molecular function: transmembrane transporter activity. The record is from RefSeq and is a predicted model, not a curated record. Gene Ontology annotation, cellular component: membrane. NCBI's taxonomy places the organism in Eukaryota, Metazoa, Chordata, Aves, Passeriformes, Passerellidae.
AUGGCUUUCUCCUGGCAGGCAGUGCUGGCCUGCAGGAAAUACCUCAUCAUCGUCCUGGUACCCCUGGUGUUUCUCCCUCUGCCCCUGGUUCUGCCCACCAAGGAGGCACUCUGUGGCUAUGUGAUCAUAGUGAUGGCACUUUUCUGGUGCACAGAAGCUCUGCCUUUGGCUGUCACAGCUCUCCUGCCCGUCCUGCUGUUCCCACUAAUGAAUAUCAUGGAUUCAACCACAGUGUGUCAGGAGUACCUGAAGGACACCAACAUGCUCUUUUUGGGGGGCCUGGUGAUGGCCAUUGCCAUCGAGACCUGGAACCUGCACAAGCGAGUGGCUCUGAGGGUCCUGCUGAUCAUGGGUGUCAGGCCAGCCCUGCUCCUGAUGGGUUUCAUGGUGGUGACAGCUUUCCUGUCCAUGUGGAUCAGCAACACAGCCACCACUGCCAUGAUGGUCCCCAUCGCCCAGGCCGUGAUGGAGCAGCUGCACAAGUCAGAAACAGAGUCUGGCACCACUGGCCAGGUGUCUGAACACACCAACAAAGCCUUUGAGCUGCAGGAAAAGUCACCUGACAGCUCCAAAGAGCCUGAGGAAAAAGGUAAUUCUCAUGUCCUGGUGAUUGAGGAAGAGAAAAAGAGAAAAGAAGAGCUUGAGAAGAAGCACUUGAAGCUGUCCAAGGGAAUGUCCCUGUGCAUUUGUUACUCAUCCAGCAUUGGAGGGAUUGCCACUCUGACUGGGACAACCCCAAACCUGGUGCUGCAAGGACAAGUUAAUUACAUCUUCCCAAACAAUGGUGGCAUCAUCAACUUUGCCUCCUGGUUCUCCUUCGCCUUCCCCACCAUGCUGGUGCUGCUGAUUUUGGCCUGGAUUUGGCUGCAGAUCCUGUACCUGGGCUUCAAUUUUAAGAAGAAUUUUGGUUGUGGUGUCAGUCCUGCUGCCAAGGCUAAGGAGAAACAGGCCUAUGAAAUCAUCAAGGAAGAGAGCAAGAAACUGGGCAAAAUGAGCUUUGCAGAAAUACAAGUUUUAAUCCUCUUUGUUCUCCUGGUGGUGUUGUGGUUUACAAGAGAACCUGGGUUCAUCCCAGGCUGGGCAACAGUUCUCUUCAACAAAGAUAACACAAGCUAUGUCACUGAUGCUACAGUCGCCCUCUUCAUCUCAAUAUUGCUCUUCAUCCUCCCUUCUGGCUUCUCCAACCAGGACAGAGACCAAGAGCAAACAGGGGGCAGGGCAAAGUUCCGGGCCCCUCCACCCCUGCUGGACUGGAAGGUGGUGCAGGAGAAGAUGCCCUGGAACAUCGUGUUCCUGCUGGGAGGGGGCUUUGCCCUGGCCAAGGGCAGCGAGGAAUCUGGUCUGUCUGCAUGGCUGGGCACCAAGCUGACCCCUCUGCAGAACAUCCCUCACCCAGCCAUUGCCUUCCUCCUGUGCCUCCUCAUCGCCACCUUCACCGAGUGCACCAGCAACGUGGCCACCACCACCCUCUUCCUCCCCAUCCUGGCUUCUAUGGCUGAAGCAAUUUGCCUCAACCCUCUCUAUGUCAUGCUGCCCUGCACACUCUCUGCAUCUCUGGCCUUCAUGCUCCCCGUGGCAACUCCUCCCAAUGCCAUUGUCUUCUCCUAUGGACAGCUCAAGGUUAUUGAUAUGGCCAAAGCUGGGUUUGUACUCAACAUUCUGGGAGUUCUGACCAUCACCCUGGCCAUCAACACCUGGGCCUCAUCCCUGUUCCAGCUGCAGACCUUCCCCUCGUGGGCCAACAGGACAGGGACCUGCCUGUGA